UUCAAAACACUCUCUCUCUCAUCUAAACAAUAACAAAAAUGGCGGAUUUAUUCGACAAGGCGAAGAACUUCGUGGCCGACAAGGUGGCACACAUAAAGAAGCCGGAGGCGACAAUUACCGACGUAGAUCUGAAAGGUGUUAGCCGUGACGGUAUCACCUACACCGCUAUGGUCUCCGUCGAUAACCCUUACAGCCGUUCAAUUCCCAUUUGCGAGAUCUCUUAUACCCUCAAAAGCGCCAACAGGGUUAUUGCGUCCGGGACAGUACCGGACCCGGGAUCUUUGGCCGGGAACGAAAAAACUAUGUUGAAUGUGCCUUUGAAAGUUGCACAUAGUAUAUUGGUGAGUUUGGUUAAGGAUAUAGGUGCGGAUUGGGACAUUGAUUAUCUAUUGGAAAUUGGUCUCAUUGUUGACUUGCCUAUUAUUGGAAAUUUCACUAUUCCUAUAUCUACUACUGGCGAGAUCAAGCUUCCGACACUUUCUGAUUUGUGGAAGAAAAACGAAGAGUAGAAUAAUCAAAUAUUAAUAAUAAUAAUAAUAAUAAUGAUGAUGAUAUUGGUCAACUCUUUUUGUACUUGUUGCUUAUAAUAAUAAUUAUGUUUAAUUAAUUCCUAGUGUUAUAUGCUUGUAAGUUUUAAUAAUAUGGCUAUCUUUUCUUGACUU
Impatiens glandulifera is the source of this 662-nucleotide messenger RNA. RefSeq names its product desiccation protectant protein Lea14 homolog. Gene Ontology annotation, biological process: response to desiccation. The record is from RefSeq and is a predicted model, not a curated record. Lineage: Eukaryota; Viridiplantae; Streptophyta; Magnoliopsida; Ericales; Balsaminaceae. Gene Ontology annotation, cellular component: cytosol. The coding region runs from base 39 to 509 and encodes 156 amino acids. The transcript is spliced from 2 exons.